AUGGGGUGAACCAAGUGCUUGGCAAGGAAUCCCUGACUUGCUGGGGGGCAGAGGAGCAGCCAGACGUUGGCAGCUGAGAGGCUCAGAGUCUCCCAUCAGGCAGCGGGCAGGGACCGUGGCUGUGGCUCUGAAGGCUGGAGAAUUGCCACCAGCUGAGACACUGUCUCCGAAAGGAUCUAGGAGCUCCCGCUGCCCCUACACCAGGAAACUCCAACCUCUCUGCGUGGUCCUUCUGGGUUAAAGGACUCCUGCUAAUGUUUGUUUAGAUGCCUUCUCUCAUUUUCUCUGGCAGAAAAGCUAGCUUUGGGGCAUGUGUUUGUUUCCAGGGGAAGGGGCUGGACAAAGGCGAGGGAGAAGCAAACCCAGCGUCCUAGGGCUCAAGGAUGAGCCCCCCCCCCCCCCGGGUGCUUCUCAGCUGUUUUCAGCUGAGGUCUCAUGUUCUCCCCAAGCCUGAAUCACAAUGGGGCCUGCAACAUGGAGAGAGCAGAGGGAAGGGAAGUGAGGUGUGUUUGAUCAGCGGCUCUGUGCCCAGCAUGGCGCCAAGUCCUCUCCAGGUGUCAGAGCACCCCAAGCCCACAAAAGCCCCACACACACGGGUAGCACAGUUAUCGUGUUUUACAGAUGAGCAGCUGAACGCGGGGCACUUGUAGAGUUGGAAACCUCCCUGGCCUUUGCCUGAAGCUAUAGGAACUGCACUCAGGAGGCCGAGACAGAGCUUUCCUGCUUCUCAGAGGUGAGGUUUGACUUCCAUCCUCUUCCUUCUACGAGGCUUUCUGUGUGUCAGGCACAGGGCACUCUUCCAGGCACAGGGGUAGCGCAGUGAGCCAAACAGACCAAAGAGCCUGCCCUCCUGCUCACACGCGAGCCGGGCAUAUUCUGUCCUUUCCUGCUUGCCCUUCCCACCUCCUCCAGGGGCAGCACUUGUACAGCAGUUAAGGCAUGAAGACAGGUAGCCCAGGGACUCUAGCAGCCCAGCCACCGUGAGCAUCGCCCUAGGUCUCUGAGAUGCACGGACAAGCUCGGAGUUAGUGCACUAUCCAUGGUCAGCAUAGACGGAGAGAAUGUUCCAGAUGGAGAGUCAGCAGUUGCUACCCUAUUAAGACCACCCUUUGAAAGAUGGCCAAGCUUUAGUAACUGCCUACCCAGGAUAGCCUCUUCUACAAGAACGUUACUCUCAGAGAGAGAAGGUUCCAGCAAACCCAGGUAGCAACUCAGGAAGGAGAGAAACCUCAUGGCUGAGGGAGGGGCUGGAGGACCAUCAGCUCCAAUCUGCUCGUGGCAAAACGUUCACAUCAUCAGUCUUGUGCUGUCAUCCAGUUCCCUGCCCUCCUUCCCGUUGUCUCUGUGCAGGUCACGAGGGUUUUGUUGACCGAAACAGAAACAGAACUUACUUUAUUUAACUUAAGAGCAGAAAUGCGCAGCUGUCUGGGGCCACCUUGUGAAAGGAUAGGGUGGGUGCCAGACCAGUGGUGCGACCCAGUGCCCCCCCACACAACAACCACCUCCCCAUCUCCUAGCGAAAUUCCCACCCCAUCCGGGUGACUUGCUCUCCUGGGGUGAGCAUCUUCUUCCCUCUCAGCAGCCCUCUUUCAAACUGUAAUUGCCCCUGGAAGCUCUGUGUCUUAAGCCCUGACCUUCAGUGUGAAUGUGCCCAUAAAAUCACUCUCUUCCCUCACUGUGGGGAGAGGUUGUCAUUAAGUUAGUAAGAGUCGCCGAGGAAGAAGGGCCACCAGAAUGAGGCCGAGUGGAGCAGGUGAGAGGACCCUGAUGGGCAUCAGGGAGACCUGGAUUCAAAUCUUGACCACGUGGUUUAAACCCAGCUGUUGGGCAUCUUUGAUCCCCCAUAUACUCACCUGGGAAUUUGGGGAAGUAAUGCACAUAAUAUAUCAUAUGUACAUAUAUACACACAUAUAUUACAGUUAUUGUGAGGGCUUAAUUAGGUUACAUGCAGAAAAGCAUCGUACCCACAGCAGGUUAGUUUCUUUCCUAUAAAUGAUCUCAGAGAACUUAACCACGUCCAACACCACCAAAAAUGUGUCUGCUUUGCAAAGUAAAGCUUGAUCUGAAAUAAGAAGGAAUGAGAGUGAAUUUUCCUUUUGCACCUUGUAAACCACGUGAAAAAGCAAGAUGUUUCCAGAUGUGGCCACCAUAAAGUAAGCUGUUGUUCUCAUUUUUCUGUGCAUUGACAAAUGCGAUCCUCCACUGAACUUUUGAUCUGAAAUUUAAAUUUCAAGCAAUUACAUUUCUGGGUGAGGAAAAAGCCAUGAGUUGUUUCCAAGCUUCACCGAGCCAUUCCUGGAUUUAUCCCACUGUGAUCCUCUGCCUGUUUGGAUUUUUCUCCACAAUGAGACCCUCAGAACCCUUCCUUAUGCCGUAUUUAUCUGGACCAGAUAAAAACCUGACCAGUGCAGAGCUCACAAAGGAGGUCUUCCCCGUGUGGACGUAUUCCUACCUGGUGCUGCUGCUCCCGGUGUUCAUCCUCACCGAUUACGUCCGCUACAAGCCGGUCAUCCUCCUGCAAGGCCUUAGCUUCAUCACGACCUGGCUGCUGCUCUUGUUUGGCCAAGGAGUGAGGACCAUGCAGGUUGUAGAGUUCUUCUACGGGAUGGUCACCGCCACUGAGGUGGCCUACUACGCCUACAUCUACAGCGUGGUCAGCCCGGAGCACUACCAGAAAGUAAGCGGCUGCUGCCGGAGCGCCACGCUGGUGGCCUACACGGUGGCCUCUGUGCUGGCCCAGCUCUUGGUGUCCCUGGCCAGCCUGUCAUACUUCUACCUCAACGUCAUAUCCUUGGCCUCUGUCUCCACGGCCUUCCUUUUCUCACUUUUCCUACCAAUGCCUCAGAAGAGCAUGUUUUUUCAUGCCAAACCCAGCAAGGAAGCCCCUCCAAAGCCACCAGGAGGGGAUGUUGUCUCAGAGGAACCUCAGAAGGAUCCCAAACCAGUCUGCCAAGAACUAUACACCAUUUCAGGCAACCCCGGUAUUGGCCAGCAGAGCAGCCCAAAGCCAGAAAAUGUCGUUUUGAGAGUUUUUGUGCAGUGGUUACGAGAUUUGAAGGAGUGUUACUCCUCAAAGCGUCUUUUCUACUGGUCCCUGUGGUGGGCUUUUUCCACAGCAGGUUUUAACCAGGUUUUGAACUAUAUUCAAGUCCUUUGGGAUUACAAGGCACCGUCCCAGAGCUCCACGAUAUAUAAUGGGGCUGUAGAAGCUGUUGCAACCUUUGGCGGGGCCGUGGCUGCCUUUGCUGUGGGUUAUGUGAAAGUCAACUGGGACCUUCUGGGAGAGUUGGCUCUGGCCGUCUUCUCAGUUGUCAAUGCAGGUGCCCUGUUUCUCAUGCAUUACACGACCAACAUAUGGGUGUGCUAUGCUGGCUAUUUGAUUUUCAAGACGAGCUAUAUGCUUCUUAUCACCAUAGCAGUAUUUCAGAUCGCAGUUAACCUGAGUGUGGAACGCUAUGCCCUGGUGUUUGGAAUCAACACCUUCAUUGCCCUGGUGAUUCAGACCAUUGUAACUGUGAUAGUAGUAGAUCAGGGAGGACUGGGGCUGCCGAUCAGCAUCCAGUUUUUAGUUUAUGGGAGUUAUUUUGCUGUCAUUGCUGGCAUUUUCCUAAUGAGAAGCACGUACAUUAUCUACUCAGCCGAAUGCCAAAAGAAAGUGCUGAGGUCUGCUACAAGUCAGACUCCAGAUGGACCACAUCCAGAAGAUCCAAGGAAUGUCAUCAUGGGAACAAAGCUCUAA
Vicugna pacos (alpaca) is the source of this 3739-nucleotide messenger RNA. The record is from RefSeq and is a predicted model, not a curated record. Lineage: Eukaryota; Metazoa; Chordata; Mammalia; Artiodactyla; Camelidae.